AUGGGUAGAUAUUCCGUUAAGAGGUACAAGACCAAGAGAAUGACCAGACAGCUGGAUCAAAUUUUCGAUGAUUUAUCAACCCCAGAAUCCAUUCAGAAAUUGAAAAACCAAGAAGAAGAUGAAACCCUACCUGGUAUGGGACAGUACUACUGUGUUCAGUGCGCAAAGUAUUUCUUUGAUAACACCUCGUUGAAAGGCCACAUCCGUGGGAAAGUCCACAAGCGUCGAGUUAAAGAACUAAAAGUAAAACCUUAUACCCCGGAAGAAGCAGAUUUUGCUGCUGGUGUUAAUGUGGAGAAGUAUUUGGACAGAGUCAAUAAAUAUAAAAAUGAGGAAGAACAGAGAAGAUUAAUGGAGGCAGAAUUAUUGAAGAAUCAAACUGAAGAAUAUGAGCUACGUGACAGACAAAAAUGGGAACAGAUGUACCCAGAAAAGGCUGUUGAAGAAGCACAAAAAAAACUCGAGCAAGAGUCUCUAGAGAAAAAAAGGGCUCUUAAGAAAGCCCAGAAAUACGAGUUAGAGCCCCUCACUGAUGAUGAAAUUCAGAUUGAUCCAUAA
Molecule: messenger RNA, 558 nt
Organism: Pichia kudriavzevii
Lineage: Eukaryota; Fungi; Ascomycota; Pichiomycetes; Pichiales; Pichiaceae
Exons: 1
Coding region: 1-558 (185 amino acids)
Molecular function (GO): nucleic acid binding; zinc ion binding
Source: RefSeq, a predicted model, not a curated record